GUGGCCCUCUUUAAUGAAAUACUAUAAUCAGGCAGACAGUGUGAAUUGGCUGGAGGAAUACAAAGAACGGCAUAAAGCGGGAUUGAAAGCCCAAACGAUCGUCGCCUCGUUUUCCAAAAGGUUCUUUUCAGAGCACGUGCCCUGCGAUGGCUUCACUGAUAUUGAGAUUCUUGAUUGCCCCAGCCAUUUCUUUGAGGAUGAGCUGAUGUCCAUUCUUAAUACAGCAGGCAGGAAAGGGCUGACCUGGAAGUACUAUGCAAAGAAAAUUCUUUACUUCCUGCGGCAACAGAACAUUUUAAAGAAAUUGAAGACUUAUCUGGAGUACCCAGCAGAUGAGCAAUCCUUUUUAGAAGGCGCUGUGCUGAUUGACCAAUACUGUAACCCUUUGUCGGACAUCACACUCAAGAGUAUCCAAGCUCAGAUUGACGACAUCGCUGCUAAAGUUUGUAAAUUUCUCAAAUCCAGAAACCCCAGACAUCCCACUGUGGAUCGAAAAGCAGGUAUGGUCUUGGUAGUCCCUCAGGUGGAGCUUCAGGGGCAGGUUCUCGAUGCCAUGAACUGCGUCCUCUACGAGCAGCUGAAAUACCGAGGAAACGAGGUGGAUUAUUACAAUUGUCAGAAUUCAUACAUCCAUCAGGUUUUGAUUCGCAGGACCGGAAUCCCGAUCAGCUUGUCGGUGCUGUAUUUGACCAUUGCCAAGCAGUUGGGCGUCCAGCUUGAGGCGGUCAAUUUCCCCAGUCACUUUCUGCUCAGGUGGUGCCAGGGAAUAGAAGGCGCAAAUAUAUUUGACUACACAUACAUUGAUGCUUUUGGGAAGGGGCGGCAGCUGACGGUUAAAGAAUGUGAAUACUUGAUUGGGCACCACGUGACGGAGGAAUUUUACGAUGUGGCAACAGCCAAAGAGGUUCUGCAGCGAAUGGUGGGAAACUUGCUAAAUAUUGGAAAGCGGGAAAGCACUGACCAGUCAUACCAGCUCCUGAGGGACUCUUUGGACUUGUAUUUGGCCAUGUAUCCGGACAACGUCCAGCAUCUAAUGCUCCAAGCGAGACUCUAUUUCCAUCUUGGGAUCUGGCCAGAGAAGGUUCUGGACAUCUUGCAGCACAUCCAGGCCUUGGACCCCACCCAGCAAGGAGCUGUGGGGUAUUUAGUUCAGCACACCCUGGAGCACAUUGAGCGUCGGAAAGAAGAGGCUGGUCCCGAUGUGAAGCUUCAUUCCGACGAGAAACACAAAGACAUCCUCUUUUCCGUCGGCUUGGUUAUGAAACACAAAAGAUACGGCUACAACUGUGUGAUCUAUGGUUGGGACCCAGCGUGCAUGAUGGGACACGAAUGGAUCCGAAACAUGAAUGUCCACAGCCUGCCCCAUGGUCCUCACCAGCCUUUCUACAAUGUUUUGGUAGAAGAUGGGUCGUGCCGAUACGCUGCCCAAGAGAAUCUGGAACUCCACCCAGACCCUCACGAGAUCCCUCACCCAGACAUCGGCCGCUACUUCGAGGAGUUUGCCGGCACCUACUACGUGGCCAACCCAGAGUUGGAGAUCCGAUACCCCGAGGAUAUGGCGCUCACGCCUUUAGCUGGCCAGAAAACUGAAGAGAGCAAAGAAUGAGACCUUUCCCCCAGCCAUCCCCUUCCUCUUUGCAAGGACAGGGAAAAAAAAAACUUUGUGGUGAGAAUUUCAUCACGAGAAAGCUGCUGGUCUGAGGGGAACUGCAUUUCGCUAGCUAGCAGUGAAACCUGGUGUUACGCAACCCCUCGAUUGCGUUGUGUCGACACGUGGAUCGUGCAAAGUUUAGAGACCUCCUCUGAAGGGACCUCACCAAAUGAAGAACUUCUGAGACUUAAAAGUUCUUAUCCUGGAAACUCUGAGUGACCUGCCUGAUGGAAGCUGUGGAUGGUUUCUAGUUAGGACUUCCUGGAACUAACACAAUAUCUGUCUUGGCUCAACUCUGACCAGCAACGAAGUGCCAAAACCUUAGGAACGACAUGGAUGCUCCCUUACUCAAAGAUCUCAUAGAAACACCGUCAGGAUUUCUCUCCACUGCUUCAGAACAACAACUCAAUUUUUUUCUUUAAAAAACAAACCCCUCCACUGGGUUGUUGUUUUUCCUGCAGGUUUCUUGUGUUCACAUUCCAGCACGUGCGCGCGCACACACACACAUACACAAUGCCACCUUGGUGAUGCUAGAGAUGAGUACCAUCCUCCUUUUGUUCUGCUUGUUUGCUUGUUUGCUCACUCCAUAAAAAAAAGGAUAAACAAGCUAAGCGGCGUAUCUCUCAAACGUAACUCUGGGAGGAACAGAAAGCGCCGAAAGGACGUCGCAUUAAUGUCUAAAGAUUUCUUUUCUCAGGGAAAAAAAAAAAGAUCGGAGUCGGUUGAUUUUUGCAAGCCGUCUGGCGGAAAGGACCGAUCAGGCUUUCAUCAGGCGUUGUAAAAUAAUAGGUUGCAAGGCUGUGGAGUGUGUAAUUUCUAAAUUGGGGUCUCUGAGCAGCAGAGUGCAGCUUGACACUCGCUGGAGUGCGUGCGUGUGGGAAGAGAAGGUAAGCUUUUAAUCAUCAGCGUUGUAAAGGAUAAAAUGAUACGCUUCUGCGACCUUAGUCCUGAAGAUUGCUGUUUUGUAGCGGUGAAAUUGUUAUUUUUCAGGAUCGCCCUCCGUUUGCAUGCUGUGUUUUUCAUAUCCUUUUCGGCAAGCGUGAAAUUUAGGGUUAACCUACCGGGGACGGUCUUCAAACAGCUCAGAGGUUUGAGUUAAGAGUGUCGCACUGGGAACACGUGUGCACCCUUCAACAUGCAU
Protobothrops mucrosquamatus (brown spotted pit viper) is the source of this 2792-nucleotide messenger RNA. It is a transcript of the gene FBXO21, whose product is annotated as F-box protein 21. NCBI's taxonomy places the organism in Eukaryota, Metazoa, Chordata, Lepidosauria, Squamata, Viperidae. Bases 14 to 1606 code for a protein of 530 amino acids. Gene Ontology annotation, molecular function: DNA binding. The record is from RefSeq and is a predicted model, not a curated record. The transcript is spliced from 11 exons.